Messenger RNA from Mangifera indica (mango), 7273 nucleotides. Its product is annotated as probable disease resistance protein At4g27220. Bases 704 to 6967 code for a protein of 2087 amino acids. The record is from RefSeq and is a predicted model, not a curated record. NCBI's taxonomy places the organism in Eukaryota, Viridiplantae, Streptophyta, Magnoliopsida, Sapindales, Anacardiaceae. Gene Ontology annotation, molecular function: ADP binding. The transcript is spliced from 10 exons.
UUUAAAAAACGAAUUAAACUUUUUUAUUUGAACUCGAUUUAAAUUCAACCUAAAUGAAUUUUAACUAAAUUAAGUUAAUUUUUGAGUAUAGGCCAACUUGAUUCAUGUCCAACAUUAAAGUUAAAAGAAACCCUUACUCCUAAAUUGAACCGUUGAAAUAUUUUAUGGUGAAUUUCUUUACAUUACUGUUAUUACUAUAGAUUUAGUGAUAUUAUGAUGUCUCCUGAGUAUUCAUGUUAACAUGUCUGCAGCCUCAAACAAAUUUUCAUCCAUUUUUUUUGGUAAUUUUAUUUAUUUAUUAAUUUAUUUUAUUUUUACUGAAUUGGAGGUGUUGUCGGUGUGUUGGAACUCGGCUGUUUUAACAACGGCGUGGAGUAGAGCUAAUCAAUGUCAUGGUGAAAAAGGAAUGAUGCGGCGUAUCUUAGCGAGGAGCGGGCGCUAGUUAACGAAGUUUUUGUGGAUGAGUGAAAAGAGGCGUGACAUCACGCCAGAUACUGAAGCGUGGAGCCAACGACUGUGAGUUAAAGUGAUAAGACAUGCAGUCUGCAGGACAAUAAUUUAGAGGAGUUUACCUGAGGAAGAAUGGCACAAGAAGACGCUGGAAUUACGAAGGAAUUGAUAAAGAAAAAGAUAUUAAGAAACUGCUGGGAAUGCUGUUUUAGAAGUUGGAAAGUGCUUAAGUGCUCCGAUCGGGCGUCAGUUUAUGUACUUGUACAACUACAAAACCAACUUUCACAAUCUUGAAAGAGGAGCUGGAAAGCUGAAGGAUGCAAGAGAUGAAGUGAAGGCUAAGGUUGUUGCUGCUGAAAAAAAUGUGGAAAAGGUCAAACAGAAUGUUAAGGACUGGGAGGGGGAUGUGGAUUCCACCAUCGAAGAAACAGAGAAGCUGAUUCAAGAGAAAUCAAAUAGCAGUUGUUUCAACUUGAUCACUUGCUACAAAAAUGGCAGGAAAGCAUGGAAAAAGCUGAACGCUAUAACUGAACUUCUUCAGGAAAAAGAAACAUUUGCUCAAGUUUCUCUUCCUACCACUGAUGAAGUCAUUCGGCUCACUAACAAAGAUUAUGAGGAAUUUGAAUCAAGAAGGUCAAUUUUCAACGAUGUACUUAAGGCAUUAGAUGAUCCUGAGGUGGGAGUUAUUGGGGUUAAUGGGAUGGGCGGAAUUGGUAAAACCACACUGGUCAAAGAAGUUGGUCAUCAAGCCAAGAAAAACCUGAUCUUGGAUGAGGUGGUUUUCGUAGAGGUAUCUGAUAAACCAGAUCCUAAAAAGAUUCAAGAUGAACUUGCGCGUCAGUUAGGUGUGAAAUUUGAUCCGGAGGCUGAUCGAGCGAGCAAGUUGUAUGCGAGACUGAAGAAUGAUAAGAAAGUGCUUGUAAUUUUAGAUAAUAUAUGGGAACAAAUAGAUUUGGAGGCUCUCGGUAUUCCUUGUGGAGAUGACCGUGGAGGAUGUAAAUUAUUGCUGACAGCAAGAGAUCUUAAUGUAUUAUGGAGUAUGGAUUCUAAGAAUAAUUUCUCGAUGGGUGUCUUAAAGGAAGAAGAAGCUUGGAGCUUAUUCAAGAAGAUGGCAGGUGAUGUGGUUGAUCGAACAAAUAAACUGAAUUCUCUGCCAAAUGAUGUAUGCAUCGAAUGUCGGGGUUUGCCAAUUGUUAUUACUACCAUAGCAAGAGCAUUAAGAUACAAGAGACAUCAAUCUGAAUGGAAAGAUGCCCUACGAGAAUUGAAAAAGCCUUCUCCAACAAAGUUUGCUGGCUUGCCAGAAAAGGAAUAUGCAAAGAUAGCAUUGAGUUACAAUUAUCUAAAACGUGACGAGCUCAAGGAAACUUUACUAAUUUGUAGUCUAAUGGUAAAUAAUAGUACCAUUUUAGACUUGUUCAAACUCAUUAUGAGUUUAAAUAUACUAAAAGGAGCUAACUUCACUAUGGAAGAAACACGAAAUAAGCUGGAAAGUCUUGUCUAUGAACUCAAGUAUUCGUGUUUGUUGCUUGAUGGUUCAACCAAUGAACGGUUAUCGAUGCAUGAUGUUGUUCGUUCAGUUGUCAUAACAAUUGCAUAUAAAGAUCAUCACGUAUUUACAGAGCGAAAUGACAUAAGGGUGGAAUGGUCAGAUAAAGAGCAAUUGAAAAAAUGCACUAAAAUCUCACUAAUAGAUUGUAAUAUGAUUAGUGAGAUUUGGUCUCAAGGUUUGGAUUGUCCAAAACUUGAAUUUUUCAGUUUGGUGAUGGACGAUUCUUUUGAAGUCCUCGAAGAUUUUUUUUCGGGGAUGCGAAGCCUCAAGGUUCUAAGUUUCUUUCACCUAGAUGUAUUGUCCUUGCCAACAUCUCUUGCUUUUCUCACAAAUCUUGAAACGUUAUGUUUGGAUAAUGGCUCAUUUUCAGAUAUAACAGUUAUUGGAGAGUUGAGAAAACUAAAGAUUCUUAGUUUGCGAUAUUGUGAGAUUAAACAGUUGGCUGGAGAAAUAAGUAAAUUGACUCAGUUGAGGUUAUUAGAUUUAAGUUGUUGUUGGAAAUUAGAAGUUAUAGUACCAAAUGUUAUAUCAAGCUUAUCCCUAUUGGAAGAAGUAUAUAUGAGCAGAUGCUCUAUUUCAUGGAAGCUUGACAUACUUGAAGAGUUGAUGGGUUUGUCCAAUUUGACAGCUUUAAAAAUGGAUAUUUCUGAUGAUCAAAUAUUGCCAAAAGACUUCAUCUCCAAAAAGUUAGAAAGGUACAAAAUAUCAAUUGGAAAUAAGGCUAUUGAUUUUGGUAGGCACUUCAUAUAUGGUGGUGAUUAUUCGAAGUACAUGAAGGUUAAAAGCUAUUCAUUAAAUAAGCCUGCUUCUUUAAGAACAUUGAAACUGAAUCUUAAUUUUUUCAUUUGGCAAGAGGAGUUGCAGUUGUUAUCGAAUGUUGAAUUCUUAUGCUUAGACAAAUUGCAGGGUAUCAAGAAUGAUCUCUCUGAAUUAGACAAGAAGGGUUUUUCUCAUUUAAAAUAUCUUUAUGUCCAUAAUAAUCUUAACAUCUCGUGCAUUAUUGACUCAACAAAGUGCACACCUCAUGAUGUCUUUCCACUCUUGGAGUCUUUGGUUUUUUUCAACUUGACGAACUUGGAAAAGAUAUGUUAUGGUCUACCCUCAACAAAGUCUUUCUUCCACCUCAAAUUUAUAGAAGUGAAAAGUUGUGAUAAGUUGGAAAAUAUCUUCUCAUUCUCUAAUGCUAGCAAAAGCCUUCCACAGCUUCAAUUAAUUAAGGUGGAAGAUUGCAAUAAUUUGACUGAGAUUUUUGCUGUUGAAAGUAAAAAUAGAGCAGACAAGAAUGAGGUAAUUGAUAAGAUUGAAUUUUGUCAAUUACGCUUCUUGACUUUGAUUAAUCUUCCAAGGAUUACGAGCUUCUACUCAAAUGCAAAUACAGUUUCAACAUCGCAAAAGACACAGAAAGAAUUGACAAUUAAUUUAGAGUCCAAUGAUAUCAUUUCGGAGGAUGAGGAAAUUGAUACUGUCAUACCAUUUUUUAACCAAAAGGUUGUUUUUCCUUGUUUGGAAGAAUUAAAUCUUAGAGCAAGUAAUUCUGAGAAGAUUUGGGACAACAAACUUCCAACAACCUCUUGUUGUUAUCAGAAUUUGAAAAAAUUGAUUGUGGAUGGCUGUCAAAAACUAAAAUUUGUAUUUCCAUCAUCUAUAAUCAAAAGCUUUGAGCAGCUUCAACACCUUGAGAUAAGUUGUUGCAAAGAAUUAAAAGAGAUUAUUGCCAAAGAAGAAACAGAGGGUACUACUACAUUUAUCUUUCCAAGGGUAACCUUUCUGAAAUUCAAAGAAUUGUCAGAGCUUACAACUUUAUACAAUGGAAAAUACAACUCAAAUUGGCCAAUGUUAAAGGAGUUGAAGAUGUGUGAUUGUAGCAAACUAGACAUAUUUCCUUCAGAAUAUAAGGUUGUUGUCCCCAAUUUGGAGGUCUUAAAACUACGUUCAGUCAAUUUUGAAAUACUCUGGGAUAGUCAACUUGUGGCAACUUCUUCUUGCUAUCAAAACUUGACAAGCUUGAUCCUGAAUGGUUGUGAAAAACUUCAAUAUGUAUUUUUAUCAUCCAUGGUGAAAAGCUUUGAGCGGCUUGAACACAUUGAGAUAUGCAAUUGUAGUGUUUUGAAGGAGAUUAUUUCAAAAGGAGUGGAGGCAAACAAGAUAUUUGUAUUUUCACGAGUAACCUUCCUAAAACUGAAGAAUUUGCCCGAACUUGCAACUUUUUAUCCUGGAGUACACACUUCUGAAUGGCCGGUGUUAAAGAAGUUGGAGGUGUGUAAUUGUGACAAAAUAAAAACAUUCAGUUCAGAAUAUAUGAGCUUCUCUGAUAAUAAUGAGGGUCAACAUGAUAUUUGGGAGAAACAAUCCCUCUUUUUGGCCGAAAAGGUUGUUUUUCCUUGUUUGAAAAUAUUGAAGCUUGGAGCAACUAAUUUUGAGAAGAUUUGGGACAACAAACUUCCAACAACCUCUUGUCGCUAUCAGAAUUUGAAAAAAUUGAUUGUGGAUGGCUGUCAAAAACUAAAAUUUGUAUUUCCAUCAUCUAUAAUCAAAAGCUUUGAGCAGCUUCAACACCUUGAGAUAAGUUGUUGCGAGGAAUUAAAGGAGAUUAUUGCUAAAGAAGAAACUGAGGAUACUACUACAUUUAUUUUUCCAAGGGUAGCCUUUUUGAAACUCAAAGAAUUGUCAAAGCUUACAACUUUCUACCAUGGAAAACACAACUCAAAUUGGCCCAUGUUAAAGGAGUUGGAGGUGCAUAAUUGUGGUAGACUAGACAUGUUUACUUCAGAAUAUAAGAUUAACCUCAAUUUGAAGAAAUUAACCCUAAGCAGAGCGGAUGACAUGAUAAAAUUGCUGCAUCAGUUUCCAGAAAACUUUUGUAGAUGUACAAUUGAGAUCAAACAGGAUAAAUCUACCAAUAUUUCAGUUGGCAUCCUUCAGAGACCGGUUAAGCUGGAAAAACUCAUUCUCACUGUCUGCUCAUACGAGGAGAUAUUUACACGUGGAGAGGAUGAGAAACAUACAAAGAUCUUGAUACAAAUAAAAAGUUUGGAGUUGCGUGGUCUUUCUGAUGCAAAGUACCUUUGGGGAAAAGGCUCCAAACUAGACUCUCUUCUUCAAAAUCUUGAAGUUCUAGAAGUAAAUUCUUGUGUUAGAAUGAUAAAUGUUCUGCCAUCCUCAGCAUCUUUUGAGAAUCUAACAGUUUUGAAUGUAGAUUCGUGUUAUGGAUUGAUGAACUUACUCACACCUUCAAUGGCAAAAAUAUUGGUGCAGUUGAGAGAAAUGGAAAUUCGUUUUUGCAUAAUGAUGACAGAAAUAGUAUCAAAUAAGACAGAAGAUGUAGCAGCAGAAGAUGAAAUUGUUUUUGGCAAACUGAAGUUGCUGUCACUUGUAGGGUUAAAAAGUCUCACAUGUUUCUGCUCUGGGAGUUAUGCAUUGAAAUUCCCAUGUUUGGAAGAAUUGACUGUAUCUGGUUGUCCUGGGAUGAAGACUUUCUUUGCAGGAAACUUAUACACACCAAGUUUACAGAAAGUUCGAGAAGAUUGGACGGAUGCAAGCAAACGGAGUUGGAAGGGUAACCUAAAUGCCACCAUACAACAACUGUACGAAAAAAAGGUUAACUCCAAGUCAGAGAAAUUGAUACUAAGUGGAAAAGACGUCACACUUAUAUGGCAAGAACAGUUUUCAAAACAUCAAUUUUCCAAAGUAAAAUUUCUUAAGAUCAUUAAGGAUGAAUCAUCUAACAUUUCAAUUGGAAUUCUUCAGAGAUUUAACAAUCUCCAAAAACUUGUACUACAAUCGAGUUCAUAUAAAGAGAUAUUCUCAUGUGAAAAAGAUGAGAAAGAUGUAAGCAUGCUCACACAAAUAAAGGAACUAAAGUUAUGGGGGCUUUUCAAUUUGGAGUACAUGUGGAAAGAAAAAUCUCAUCUGGACUCAAUUCUUCAAAAUCUUGAAAUGUUAGGUGUGAAGUUUUGCCACAAUUUGAUUAGUAUAGUGUCGUCUUCAACAACUUUUGAAAAUCUCAUAACUCUAAGAGUGUCGUAUUGUGAUGGACUGAUAAACUUAGUAUCCUCUUCAACAGCCAAAAGUCUGGUACGACUUGAAGAACUGAGCUUGUCAGAAUGUAAAAUGAUGGCAGAAGUAGUAUCAAGUGAGGGGGGUACAAAAGCCGAGGAAAUUGUUUUUGACAAAUUAAAGCUGUUGUCACUUUAUGAUUUAAAAAAUCUCACAAGCUUCAGCUCCGGUAAUUACGUCUUCAAAUUUCCAGCUUUGAAAAAAUUGAUAGUUUGGGAAUGCCACAAUAUGAAGACUUUCUUUGAAGGAGUCUUAAGUGUACCAAGUUUACGAAAAGUAAAACAAGGAUGGCAUGACGAAUUAGGAUGCUGGGAGGGUGCCCUUAAUACUACUAUUCAAUUUCUACACAGAAAAAAGUGUUCUGGGAUCAUCCUUUCUGUCGCAAAGCUCUCUCCUGGCCACGCAGCUUAUCGUUUCUUGGUAAGCUAUCAAAAUGGGAAGUUUGUGCUUGCAUACUGCAAGUUUCCUUGCGUUGAUUUGUUGGAACUUGCAAAGGCAUUUCUGUCCAAGAUCAAAUAUCAGAGCCAAGUUCUAAAUCAAUUUCAAUUGAUAUUUUUGUUUAUCUUGUCCAGCUUCUGGUUCCAGGUGUUCUGCUCCAGAAUAGAUUGUGGAUCCUCUGCUUCCUUGGUUCCCUGUAUUGUCCUGUCUUUCCAGAACCAACCUCUGCAAUUGCUUACCUGCUGUGCUUGUCAUGGGAUUACGGCUGCUGUAGGUUUCUUCUGCAGGAUCCAGUCCCAGAUUUUCUCUACUUCUCUGCCCAGAUUUUCUGUCCUACUCUCCUGCUUUCUCUGGUCGACUGUAGCAGCUCAACGUUUCUGCUUCCUGGUUUUCACUGCAAUAGAAUCCUGCCUUCCUUCUAAUGCAGUCUGUUCCAGAUUUUAUUCUUCUCCAGUGCUGCAGUCUGUUUGACUGAAUUUAUUCUUCUACUGGUUGCUGGGUUCUACGAUGGAGAUUUAUUUUUGCUGUGUUCCUCUUGAGCUGUUUUUUACUGGAGCUGAAGUCUGCACAAGAAAGCUGUCUGUGCAGUUCUCGGAAGAAGCAAGCACUACCAGUCUGCCUGCUACUUUGCCUUUCCGGAUUGUGCAGCAUUGCAGCCAUUUGGGUGAAAUCCUGCCAAUGCCCAAGCUGCCCAGGAAUAGCAGCAUUGGAUGAUUAUCAAAACUCCUUGAAUCUUUUUGCAUCUUGCUAUAAAUAUCAAUUAUCAUAUUGUGUUAA